Molecule: messenger RNA, 1125 nt
Organism: Aricia agestis (brown argus)
Lineage: Eukaryota; Metazoa; Arthropoda; Insecta; Lepidoptera; Lycaenidae
Product: zinc finger protein 708-like
Exons: 2
Coding region: 28-1044 (338 amino acids)
Biological process (GO): regulation of transcription by RNA polymerase II
Cellular component (GO): chromosome; nucleus
Molecular function (GO): chromatin insulator sequence binding; zinc ion binding
Source: RefSeq, a predicted model, not a curated record
UAAUAAAAUACAUAGGAACAAUACAAAAUGGUUACUUCUUAUUAUAUGAUGAAAUUAUCGGCGAACAAAUCUAAUAUUGAUUUUAAUAAACAUUUCGUCGAUGUAUACAAUAAAACGCAGCGCAGAAAAUUAAAUAAGACGAAUAGCUGCAGGGUGUGCUCGAAAACAGCCGACAUAACAAUUUCCGAGUGUGAACACCCCGAGGAAAUAGCUGAGACCCUACGAACGCUCGGUGACAUUGAACUCACAGAAGACGAUCCUAAACAUCUAUGUAAGAUGUGUUACGAGUUCGUUAAAGCCGCUAUAUUAUUUAGAAAGGUCGCGAAUAUAACUAAUGAAACAUUGAAACAGACUAAAGAGUUGCCUCCUCAGUCGGACGGUGAUGACUACAAUGAUAAUGAUUAUAUGGGAAGAGAUUCGCCGGAUUACCUAAAAGACAUAAAAAUACCCGAAGUCGACCCUGUGAAGUUGUCUGCUAAAGUCCAAUGUGAAGUUUGCAACAAGGUUUUAACUAGAACAUAUUAUAAGGAGCACAUGACCAUGCACGACCCCAACCAUCACAAGUAUGUUUGUGAUGUCUGCGGUAAGUCAUUCAGACUGCGCUGUGCAUAUCAUAACCACAGUCUCAGACAUGGCAAAGAUUUCCCAUUCAAAUGCCAGUUCUGUCCGUACAGAGGCAGGUAUGCGGAGCUGCUCAAAACGCACAUGAGAACUCACACGGGGGAUUACAGGUAUAUGUGCACGGAAUGCCCGGCCAGGUUCCUCUUUAAGAGCAAUCUAAACACACACAUGUUUAAGCACAAGGAACCUCAGUUUAAAUGUGAUUCAUGUAAGCGAGCGUUCCACACCCAGAGAAUGUUGAAGAGUCACUAUGACGCUGACCAUCUGGGAAUAAAGAAUGAUGUGUGCAACAUGUGCGGAAAAGCAUUCGGAUACAGAAAGGCUCUGAUGAAACACCAGCGACAUGUCCAUAAACGUGAGAAGAUAUCGUUUGGUAGAAUGCCAGCAUAUCUGAAGGAGCAAAUGCAUUCUGGGAAUACAUAAAAAAUAUUAUUUAAGCAUUAGAUAGCUUGAAAAUCUCGUAGGAAGUGAAUCCAAUAUGUAGAUUUGUAGUAUAUUUAUAAA